Dichomitus squalens LYAD-421 SS1 is the source of this 1306-nucleotide messenger RNA. RefSeq names its product RNA polymerase I associated factor, A49-like protein. The coding region runs from base 17 to 1288 and encodes 423 amino acids. Gene Ontology annotation, biological process: RNA polymerase I preinitiation complex assembly; nucleolar large rRNA transcription by RNA polymerase I; transcription elongation by RNA polymerase I. Gene Ontology annotation, molecular function: DNA binding. The record is from RefSeq and is a predicted model, not a curated record. Lineage: Eukaryota; Fungi; Basidiomycota; Agaricomycetes; Polyporales; Polyporaceae. Gene Ontology annotation, cellular component: RNA polymerase I complex. The transcript is spliced from 8 exons.
CCAUCCUCUGCUACUCAUGUCUUCGUCAGCGGUGAGCAAAAAGCGCAAACGCGGUGCAGAAGACGCAGAGAAGGUCACCUUGCAACUGAGCUCCCAGCCUACGAGUCAAGUGGGUCCCGUCUUAGCAAGCUUCCCAUCGCUCCAGCCACCGAAGUCCACCGCUUUUAAAUGCUACGUUCAGAGAAAUAGGGACAAGAACGCGUCUUUCGAGACCCAGCCUACGUUAGUAGCGGGUGAGGGGGAGACAGUAGAGUUCUUCUCGGCGGAUGGUCCUCUCCAGUCGACAGGCUGCAGUUACAUGAUCGGCGUUCAUGACAAGCGCACCAACACCACAGUUCUACGUCCCGCUCCCCUUCACGUCCUUGCGCGGCAAGUCAAGGCGCUCAAGAACCUGAACCCUAUAGAGGUGUCCGCAGGGGAGCGCAUGGCCCAGCGCAACAACUUGGGCGAGGCUUUCGGUACGAAGAAGGCAAAAGCUGCCAUCCGUGCUCGCGAACGGAACAGGGUGGACAUAGACGCGAUGAAGGACGUCGCGGGUCACCUCCAGGACACCAUCAUGGCGAACACUGAUACCCUUCCUACAGCAGAGGAAGCGAAAGCCACCGCAGACAGCAAUCGUCUUAUUCCCCCUUACAACGAGGACGCUCAGCGCCCGCACGACGUCUACGCUCUUCAUGAUAUUAUCCCCGAAGCAGAGUUCAAUGCCAUACCAGUCAACGCGUUCAAGAAUGCAAAUGAUAUGCAAGAUUGUUACGCCCUACUCCCUUGGAGCCGGUCAGAUUGGAUAAAACUACAGCUUCGAUUCAUCUACUCGGCGCCCAAGCCGGACAAGCGCGAGCUGAAGACCGUGUACUAUGUCUCGGCCAUGAUAGCAUUCUACAAGAACUCGCGGAUUGUAGGCGACAAGGACGCGCUUCAACAUAAGCUCGCGAGUGUUCCCUCGAUCAUCCUAGACGGUCUUAUCUCAAGAUUCACGGAGAAAGAGCGCAGUACAAAUAAGCCAAAAAUGACCCCCCAAACUGAAACCAUGCUCCUGACUUAUAUGUUCGCCCUGUGCCUUCGUGUGGACGACUACGCCACCGAUACGGAGACCAUCGCGCACGACUUGAGUAUGCCACCCGCGAAGGUCAGCGGCCUCUUCAAGGCACUUGGAUGUACCAUCAAGAAGCUCAGUCCCACCGAACUCAAAGAACGCGGUCUGCCUGAUGCCGCCGCGGAAACCAAGCGCGCUGUUCUGAAGAUUCCUCUCGAGUUCCCGAAGAGCAGAGUCAAACGAGCUAGGCGGUAGUCCGGCGUCCUCCGCCAG